Molecule: messenger RNA, 4602 nt
Organism: Gryllus bimaculatus (two-spotted cricket)
Lineage: Eukaryota; Metazoa; Arthropoda; Insecta; Orthoptera; Gryllidae
Source: the annotation of a GenBank genome assembly
GAUAUGUUCUCGACUAUCAAAACAUGGUGGGAAGUUGGUGGAUUAUUCGACUUGUUUUGGUUACAUGGAUGAUGUAAACAAAAAUCAUGUUUUGUUUCUGACUUAAUGAACAGUUGUUUAUAUAGGCAAUGUUAAUUGGCAAGUCUCUUAUUGUAACUUCAUUCCCAAAUUAUUAGGGAGCAUGGUCUUGUGAACUAUGAUUUCGUUUGAUUCUAAUUUUGAAGGAAAUUAUGUAGGGAUAUGUGUACAGAUUUCAUUAAUAAUAAAAAUAUUAUUUGUUCGAAAUGAUUGCAUCAUUCCAUACACUUUGCAUCAUAGCUCAUUAUGUGUAUGUGGUACUAAGAGACACUUUAUCAGCUCGUUUUCAAUCAUAUGCAAUUAAUUAUAAUGAUCCAUUAACAUUCAAGGGUGGCAAGUACCUUAUAUCAAGUGAGUGUUAUAUUGAGGAGGGCUUUGGUCCUAGAUUUGUUCCUCAGUUAUUUGUGCAGCGUUAUCUCACUGUCAAAGGGGCAUUGGAGGAUGAAGAAUGGAAAGGAAGCAUCAGAAAGAUUGUAGAAUUUGGAUGUGCUGAGUUAGGUUUCUUCCUGUACUUGAAGAAACUGGCAGGUGCUCAGGAAGUUUUAGAAGUGGAUGUGGACCAUGAGGUUUUAGUAAAAAACUAUUGUAAAGUUUCACCUCUCAAUAGCGAUUAUCUAUUUCAACGGAAUGAACCUUUGACUGUCUUUGUAUUAGAAGGCAAUAUUGCUCACACUGAUGAGUGUUUAGAAGGGUGUGAUGCUGUAGUGUGUAUAGAAUUGAUAGAACAUUUGUAUCCUGAUGUUCUUGAAGAAGUGCCAUAUACAGUGUUUGGUUGUAUUAAACCGAGGGUGGCCAUAUUUACAACUCCGAAUGUAGAGUUUAAUGUAUUGUUUCCUAAUUCUGAAGGUUUUAGACAUCCUGAUCAUAAAUUUGAAUGGACUCGAGCUCAGUUCAAGAGUUGGGGCAAUAAUAUUGUUCUUCGGUAUCCUGAUUAUAAAGUUUCCUUUCAUGGCAUUGGAUGGGGUCCACAUGGCACAGAAAAUGUAGGAGCUUGCUCACAGAUGGCUGUGUUUCAAAGACAUAGUUCAACCACUAAUGAUAAAAGCUCUAUAGAAGAUGCUAGAAUUCAUAGUACGGAACAUAAGUACCAAUUGUUGAGGAAAAAUGAAUAUCCUUUUCAUGUAGAUACACGCUCACAAAAACAGAAGAUUUUGGACCAACUUGAGUAUUCUCUUCAAAUGCUAUCAACUUCAGAGGAAUUUAUGGAAAAUUCUCAAAUUCUGAUUCCUGUAUUACGCCUUCUUCCUUUUGUUAAACAAUGGAAUACUUCUGAGAAGGAAGUUCAAGAUCUACUGAAAGAAGCAGGAUGGAACAUUCACGAUCAACAAUCAGGAAAUGUAGUAGUUUUUCCUGAAUAUGAAUCAAGCAUUUCAGAAGAUCCAGUUGAGUGUGUCACUUACGAAGGCACAUAUAAUGAAACUCAGGAGCAUCACAGGGUUGAGAAUUGGGAUGAUUAUUCAUUAGAUGCCUCAUCAGAGAAAUGGGAUUGUGAUUCAUUAGAUCAAAAUAUUCAAUCUGGUGCUUCCUGGAAUAACAGUUGGAGCAAGCAAAAUGAACCAUCGUGGACACUUUCUUCUGUGAAAGAAAAUGAUGAAUACAGAGAGGAAAGUGUACCAUCUACUUCUGGGCACAACUUAGUUAAUGAAGUUUGUUCUUCAACCACAUCUGAUAAUGUCAAGACAUUUAUUGAUGACAAGAAUGCCACCGAUUAUGAAUUACCUUGUGGUGUUGACAUUGCUUCUAAACACACUAAUGUGAGUGAUAAUUCUAGGGCACAAAUUAUUGAAGAAAUAGAAAAUUCAAUACCACUUUUUAUUAGUGCAUCAGAUAAAAGUGAAAGUACCAAAAUGAAGUCGGAGGAAGAAGUAGAAAAUUGUGAUGAACAGAUAUUAAGUAGAAAUGUUAUAGCUAACUCAAGCAGUUCUUUUUUGAGUAAUAAUAUCACCCAACCACUAUUAAUUUCACAGGAUUCAUCAGAAAGGACAACUAAUAAUGUAUUAGUAGAAGCAUAUCAUCAAACAGAUGCACCCUUACGUUUCCUAAAGUCUAGUCCUAGUAGUAAUUUGUACCUGAACCUGCAAGCUGAAGCACAGGGUACUAAUUUUGAAACUAAUAAGAAACUUGAAGGUUUUACUGACAGCCCUGCUGCUGGCAGCAUCUCACUGGAAGAACCCAAUGAUCGAUUAGCAGAUAGUGGCUAUCCCAACUCUAACUCUGCCCAAGACAUGGAUCUUGACCUCACACCUGAACAAGUGGAUGAACUUUUCACAGAGAAUGAUGCUGUGACAGAUCACCCACAUGAUCAUCAUUCAGAUUCUGUUUCAGUCUCCAGCAGAGACAGUGAUAGCGUUAACGAGCCUCAACCACUACCUCAACCUCUUCCUUUAGUCAUGCCUCAACCUGAUGUUUUGUUUGAGGAAGCUAUGAAUGUCGAAAACGGAGACGUUGCUAAUAACAAUCGUGAUGGUGAAGGAAAUAAUGUAGUGGCUGUUAGGGCUCUUCUCAAUGAAGGUGGUAAUGACGUAGGGGAUGACAAUGCAGGGGCCAUGGGCAUUGUAUUACCUGAGAAUUUAGAUGAUCUUAUACCUUUGUUUGCUGCUGCAGAAGACAUAGAUAAUGAUAACGAAGUAGAAAUAAACGUUGAACCUUUUCCACCAUGGCUAUUAAAUAUGUUGGGUCUUGCUAAUGGUGGUGGUGCCAUUGGAGGUAGAGGAGUGAAUGAAGAGGAACAAAGUGAUCAUGAACAUGAAAGUAGUGAAGAUGAAGAUGAAGAUUCAGAUAAUAAUCCGGUAAUUGAUGAGGGACUAGGGGAUGAGUUCAACUUGGAUAGCAGUAGCCUCAGUGACACAUGCCCAAGUGAUUUAGGGUUAGAGUCUGAUGUUGGUGGAGAGGUUGCUGUAGCAAACUCGUAAUAUCACUUAUUUCUCAGAAUAAUACCAAAGGAGGGAUCACUGUGAAGUUUCUGGAUGAUUUUUGUUUUGCGGAUAGGUGCUAGGAAAACUUAAUCAGAGCCUUAAUGUAGUCUUUUUGUAUAUUUGUAAUAAUGUGUGUUGUGAUCUCAAUUGCACAUUUUGAUGGCAUGUUUGAUGUCAAUGUGGUGCUAUUAACUGUAUUUCUAUUUGUUGUCGCAGUCCCACAAAAUCCUCCUAAGUGUUAUCUGAUAAAUGUUUGUUCUACAAACAGUCAUUGGAUUAUACCAUAAAAUGGUAUAUUUUUUUCUUUUCAGUAUAUCAAAAAAUAUUUUCAUAAUUUUUGUUUUAUAAUUUUCAGGUGGAUGUUUGUUUUUAAGUAAUUAUCCAGGUCAUUUAUGAGCAAUUUAAGAAGUAUGUAGUUUAUCUAGAUAAAUUAAGAGUCUCUUGCUCAUAUUGAUAAUUUAUUAAGCAUUUAUUUUUGUUAAAGAUAUACUUUAUUUGUUUUGUUAUAAAGUCUCGUAUUAUGAAAGUAAAGAUUGAAUGUAUGUUAUAGUUUCUCAAAUAGUUUUAUCAAUAUUAUGAUAAAGGUAGUUUGCACAAUGAAGUACUAAGACUGAUGAGUCAUAUCAUUCUCUUUUUGAAUCCAAAAUCUAUGACACUGCCAUUCCCUUGCCUGUGUCUUUUGCUUUGUAGAGAAAAUGUAUGUGUGUUGCACUUUCACUGAAACUUACUUUAUGAUUUUGACUGAAGUAAUUACAAAUAAAAGAUUUUAAAUACAUAUUUUUAGGAUGUGAAAUACGUAGUUUAUAGUCUUAAGGGUACAAUGUUCAUGUCUCUGAGAACACAAAUUUUCAGCUCACACUUAAGGAGUACGUGUUUGGCAUGUUUAACUCUUGUAUGUUUCGAAAAAAUAUAUAUUGCAAGCAGUGUAAAGGAAUGGUAUGGCUCAAAUUUCUUCACAAAAUAAAACAAGUGUGAGUUAUUAAUGAUGGCUAAUGAAAAUGAACAAUCUAUGUGCCUAUCUUUUGAAUUACAUCUUGUAGGUAUGUGUGCUUUCAUUUUAACAGUUUUAGAGAGAUCAAUAAUUUUUUGUAUAAUGGUUACCAUAAGUGUGCCAAAUCUAACACUUUAUUUAUGAUUAUAUUUUAAUUUGCUGGAAAUAGCAUUGCAACAACAACAAAAAAAUCUUAACUAAUAGGUAUUUUUCUCAUGCAUGGCUCAAAAGUAGCACAAAACUAUUUUCUACUUCUCAGAGACCUACCAGACAACCAGGUACUGUUGAUGGUAUUAAAUGUUCAUAAGGUUCUUGAUUCUCUUUAAAUGUUGCCUUUUACCACCUUUUUUUGUUUUUUUAGUCCUUAAUGCAUUUCACAGAUUUUAGGAACUGUGUAGUUUUCCUUUGGAAUCAAGAACUUGUCUGUUGUGAAUACCGUAAUACACUUUGCCUUGUGCUGCCAAUGCCUUAUUGUUUAUGUGUUGUUGAAUGUAUCAUUCAAAAGUCAUCAGAUGUUGAACUGUGAUGAGAAAUUUUGUUAUUCAGAUAAUUGUACUUAAUGCAUUUGUAAGAAAUUCUCUGAUCUUCCAAGCAUAAACUUUCCUUUUUGAGCUUUUA